UUUCUAGAUGCUUUCCAGAUGUGUUCAUUUAAUCUUAUUCUGCUACCCGUCCUCAACAUCAAACUAAUAAUCUUGGAAGCCUAAAAGAACUGGCGACCAGGGUCUGGACUAGUUGAUUGGAAGGGACACCAAUAGGCUCUUCGGAUUGGCCGAUUAUUGAAGGGGCGUCAUCAAUCUCUAGUCAGACCGAGUAGCCUGAGGCCGCAGCGGAAAAGGAAAAGUGAAAGUCGUAAAGAUUUCCAAAGUCCCCCUUGGGUUGGGCAGUUUUUCUUUCCCGAGCCUGCAACCUCCUUCCGCUUCUCCAGCCAUCGUCGGACGCCGUGGGGUCUCAUUUCCCUCCGCCUGUCCCUGCUGCCCUCUCCAUCUCCUGGGUCCGACAAGGUGAGAUGUUCUCCAGCUGGGCCCAGAGGAGGAAUCAGGAGCACCUGGCAAGACUUUGGAAGAAUUUAAGACUACCUGAAAGAGUUGUUAAGUCUAAGGAAGCAGAAUCCAGGUGAAGUAAAGUGGUCAUGGCUGCCAGACCCCUACCAGAGAACCUCCUGGAAGAACUGACCUGCAGUAUUUGUGUGGAGCACUUGAAGGACCCAGUCAGUAUUCCCUGUGGUCACAGUUUCUGCCGAGUCUGUAUCACUGAGCUAUGUGACUAUUAUCAAACCCACGUCCAAGACUCAGUGUCCUGUCCAAUUUGCAAGAAGCUUUUUCAAAAGGAAAACAUCAGUCCCAAUUGGGUGCUGGCACAAUUAGUCCCCAACCUCCUCAACCUGGGACUCUCUGAUAAGCAACCAGAAGAUUCUAAACAGCCAGCAGAUUAUCAACUUUGCAAGCGGCAUGGGGAAAAGACCUUUUUCUACUGUGAAACAGAUGAGCAGUUCCUGUGCUUUGUGUGCAGGGAGCUCCGAGAGCACAGUACUCACGUUGUCCUACCGGUAGAGGAUGCUGCCCAGCCUUACAAAGAUGAAAUUCAGAGACAUCUGGAAAGUCUGAAGGAAUCCAAAGAAAAAAUUAUGCAUUUGAAGGGAAACAAUACGUUCCAGGCACUGCUGAAUCAGAUCCAAACCAAUAAACUGAGAAUUAUGUCUGAGUAUCAGCAGUUCCGGGAGUUCCUUGAUCUACAGGAACAACUGCUCUUGGUCCAAAUGGAGGAGCUAGAGAAGGACAUCACCUGUAAGAAAGAGCAACAUGCCAACCAGGUCUCUCAAAAAAUAUCUCAUCUUGAAAAAUUAAUAAGUAAAAUGGAGGAGAGAGCUUCUCAGACCCCAAGUGAAAUCCUUAAGAUCAAGAAACAAUUGGAAGAAAGGUGGGAGAAAGAACAGGUCCUGACCCCUUUGACCACCUCACAAGACCUAGAAGAGAGAGUGUGUGCAUUCACUGGAAAGAUAGAUGCCUUGGAGGAAUCCAUGAGAAGUUUCAAAGCUCCAUGGCUACAGCUUCACCUUCAGAACAAGACAACUAAGAAAGAGAUAUGCUACACAAUGGAGCAGAUAUUAUACCAACUUGCCACUGAAAUAAUAACCCAGUCUAAGUUGAAAGAUGGUCAAGGAGUCAUUUCUGAAACAGACACGUCUGAAAUACUAGAGAUGCUGGUCCUGGGAAAAUUAAAAGAAGUAUCUUCCAAAUUGAGAAUGAAAAUGAAGACUACCCCUUUGAGAGUAGCUGUGGUUGGAAAUGCUUCCCUGAGUAAUUCAGUGAUUCGUUCUCUGCAUGUAUUUACUUCGCAGGCAAAUAUAGGAACUUUUGUUUUCCAAAAUUAUUCUGGCACUGUCCACUGUGUUGCAGAGUCGCUACCAGAUAUUGAGACAUACGUGAAACCAGUAACAACUUACCUGAAGGAGAUAGAUUGUGCCCAUUUUGAUGCUGUCAUCAUUAUUGUCUCUAUCUGCAUUAAAUCUAUUCAUACCAGCUUAGCAAUAGAGCUCCACAAUAUGGGGAAGAAGGUCUAUUUCAUCUCAAUGGAAGCUCAGCCCAUCCCAACAUUCCACAAGUUCUCGUUUAACAGGGAAAAUGUAAAGCUAUGUGUAUGGAACCUGGAAAGGAUAGGUAUAAGUAAUCCUCAAGUAUUCCUGAUCUCUGUCAUGAAUGAUGUAUUUGACUUUGCAACUUUUUGUAAUGCCUUGAGGGCAUUUGAAUAUCAGAGGAGGGUCAACGCUCAGACUUUGAUGAAUUCCCUGUCUCAUAUUUGUGUAGAUGCCAUUGAGAGGAAGAAGACUGCCUUGCAGGGGAUAAUUGGAGUGGAAUCUUUGAUGAUGGCCCUACAAGUCACUGCUAGUUCUGGGGUUUUAGUCCAGCUCAGGACCUGUCUGAAUCAUUAUCGAAAGUUCUUUGGGGUGGAUGAUCUUUCCCUUACCAAUCUGGCUCAGAUGUUUGGUUGGAACAUAAAGGAAUUACAGGGCACCACCAAGUCCUGGAAUUUGCAGGCACUCAUAAAAGACAAUCAAAAAUUAGCUAUUUUCACAGGCAGAAAGGUUGAGGUAGCAAAGCUUCCUCACCAACAGAGUUAUCAAAAAUUGUAUAAGCAAGCUCAUGAUAUACAUAACUAUUUUCUUGAAAUAGUGACCAAUGAUGCAAUGACGGUCUUUCAGAAAAUAUGGCUGGAGCUGUCUUAAGAAGCCAGCUGA
Phascolarctos cinereus (koala) is the source of this 2615-nucleotide messenger RNA. RefSeq lists its product as uncharacterized. Lineage: Eukaryota; Metazoa; Chordata; Mammalia; Diprotodontia; Phascolarctidae. Gene Ontology annotation, molecular function: GTP binding; zinc ion binding. The record is from RefSeq and is a predicted model, not a curated record. Gene Ontology annotation, cellular component: membrane.